Ochotona princeps (American pika) is the source of this 1093-nucleotide messenger RNA. RefSeq names its product Rho GDP dissociation inhibitor gamma (gene ARHGDIG). Gene Ontology annotation, molecular function: protein binding; Rho GDP-dissociation inhibitor activity. The record is from RefSeq and is a predicted model, not a curated record. Gene Ontology annotation, biological process: Rho protein signal transduction. The transcript has 6 exons. Bases 228 to 926 code for a protein of 232 amino acids. Gene Ontology annotation, cellular component: cytoplasm; cytosol; membrane. Lineage: Eukaryota; Metazoa; Chordata; Mammalia; Lagomorpha; Ochotonidae.
GCUGUGUCGCGGCGGGGCCGGCCCGGUGCCAGCGGCAGCGCCCGCGCCGUGCGGGCGACACGCGCGUCUCUGCGGGGCUGCGCGGGGUCCGCGGAGCGGCUGGGGGCGCGCGGCGCGGGCGCGGCGCUGGGCGCGGGGGGCGCUCCCGGCCGGGAUGAGCUCACCGCAGUCGCGCCGGGGCUAAGCGCCGAGCCGGGCGGCGGCUCCGCGGCGGGCCGCGCGCCACCAUGCUGGGCCUGGACGCGUGCGAGCUGGGGGCGCAGCUGCUGGAGCUGCUGCGGCUGGCGCUGUGCGCCCGAGUUCUCCUGGCCGACAAGGAGGGUGGGCGGCUGGUCGCGGCGUCCGAGGAGGAGGAGGAGGAGGAGGUGCUGGAUGAGGCAGUGCCGGGGUACCGGGCCCCGAGCCAGAAGAGCCUGAUGGAGAUCCUGCAGCUGGACCCCGGGGACACCAGCCUGGCCACGUACAAGCGGGUGCUGCUGGGGCCCCUGCCGCCUGUUGCGGACCCCAGCCUGCCCCAAGUGCAGGUGAUGCGGCUGACGCUGCUGUCGGAGCAGGCCCCAGGGCCCGUCACCAUGGACCUCACAGGCAACCUGGCUGAGCUGAAGGACCAGGUGUUUGUGCUGAAGGAGGGUGUCAACUACAGGGUGAAAAUCACCUUCAAGGUCAACAGGGAGAUUGUCAGCGGGCUCAAGUGUGUCCAUCACACCUACCGGCAUGGCCUGCGCGUGGACAAGGCCGUCUGCAUGGUGGGCAGUUAUGGCCCCCGGGCAGAGGAGUACGAGUUUGUGACAGCUGAGGAGGAGGUGCCACGGGGCCUGCUGGCGCGGGGUCCCUACGUCGUGUGUUCGCUGGUCACUGAUGAUGACAGGACCAGACACCUGUGCUGGCAGUGGGGCCUCCUCAUCGGCCGGGCCUGGGAGGACUGAGUCCCCAGGCUGCACCUGCUUGCGGUCCUGUCUCCCCACCUCUUCCAGUGGCUGCCCAGGGACCCCCACUCCACCCCAGCGCUCCCCACCCCCUUGAUCCGAGACCCAGCCCCCGACCCACUGCUGUGCCCCGAACAGCUCUAUUAAACGUCACCCUGUCUGCGUGC